AUGGCCCCCGCCGCCCCGCCUCCGCAACGCUUUCCAGUUCCCACAGGCCCCAUCAACUAUCGAUCCCCAUAUUCGUUUUCCCUGCCUGCUACCGACGUCAUGGAGGACAUCGAGUACAAGCUAGAAGCGGUCAAGGCCACUCGGGUCCCGUCCGAAGAGAUCGACCAGACAUUUCGGUCAAGUUGCAUCGAUCUUGUAUCGGAGGGCCUCGGAGGUAAGGUCCUGGGCUUCUCAGACCAAUGGUUCGCAGAAGCUACCAACUUGAUCAACCCGGCGGCACCCAUACAACAAGCUGGCAAGUUCGUUUACACAGGCGCCUGGUAUGACGGCUGGGAGACAAGGAGGCACAACCCGGGGCCCUUCGACUGGGUUGUCAUCCGUUUGGGUGUGGCCUCGGGCACAGUAGAGGGCGUCGAAGUGAACACGGCUUUCUUUACGGGCAACCACGCGCCCGCCAUUUCGGUCGAGGGUUGUUUCAGCCAAAACGACGAAGAGGUACUGUCAUGGAAAGGCGACCGCGGGGGUUGGGAGACCAUCCUCGGCAUUCAGGAGUGUGGGCCAACGCAGAGGUUCGGGUGGAAACUCGACAACCCCACCAAGAAGCAGUACACACACGUCCGCCUGAACAUGUACCCCGAUGGCGGCAUCGCUCGCUUCCGCCUCUUCGGACACGCCGUGCCCGUCUUCCCCGAGGACAAGGAAGCUAUCUUCGACCUUGCGGCUGCCCAAAAUGGCGGCGUGGCCGUCUCAUGCAACAAUCAGCACUAUAGCUCCCCGUCCAACCUAAUUCUGCCCGGUCGUGGCAAGCACAUGGGCGAUGGGUGGGAGACGGCGCGGUCCCGGACCAAGGGCCACAUCGAUUGGGCCAUCAUCAGGCUGGGGGCGCCCGGGUAUAUCCAGAACUUCCUCGUCGACACAGCCCACUUCCGCGGAAACUACCCACAGCAGGUGAGGCUUGAGGCGAUCGAGUGGAAGGGUGAUUCAGAGCCAACUGCAGAUGCCAAGGGUUGGGUCAACAUGGCGGAACCCAUUAAGUGCCGCCCUGAUGCAGAGCACCCCGCAGAGAGCCUGGUGAAAGACAAAGCGUUCACCCACGUGAAGCUCAUCAUGGUUCCUGAUGGAGGAGUCAAGCGGGUGCGUGCUUUUGGGAAGAGGGCUGUUUGA
This is a messenger RNA of Chaetomium globosum CBS 148.51, 1164 nucleotides long. Its product is annotated as allantoicase. Gene Ontology annotation, molecular function: allantoicase activity. The record is from RefSeq and is a predicted model, not a curated record. The transcript is spliced from 3 exons. Bases 1 to 1164 code for a protein of 387 amino acids. Lineage: Eukaryota; Fungi; Ascomycota; Sordariomycetes; Sordariales; Chaetomiaceae. Gene Ontology annotation, biological process: allantoin catabolic process.